GCAGCGCAGCGCCGACGCUACAUCUUCCUCGCGGCGCCGCUCAGGCUCGGUCCCUCAGCGCAGAUCUUCUGCUCCUUCCGCACUCGCGCUCAGGGCUCGGUCUCUUCCGCGCGUCGGCGGCUCCCCCUUGGCGGCGUCCAGCGACGGAGAGGCAGUCCCAGGCUCGGCGGCGGCGUCGGCGGCUCCCCCUCCCGCCUCUCACCAGUCGCCUCGCGCCCUCGACUCCGUCCUCCGCGCACCGGCCGGCGACCCUGCGUACGCACGUCCCUCUCCCCUCCCGCCUCUGCUGUACCGUGGGAGCCCGGCCAGCUGCCCAGGGUGGCCGGGCCUUGGCUCCGCCGGUGUUUCAGGGGCUGAUUGGGUGACCAAACCCGCAGAGUUUGGGGUUGUGAUUUGGGAGCGAGAGGCGGCCGCGAUAUGGAAUAUAAGGCGAGAUCUUCUGGGACCUCAGGAACUUCCACUAAAAGUUUCCGUGAUCUGUACAAUAUGAAGUACUCAAGCUACUUAAAUGACGAACCAAUGCCAGAUGCUACAUCAGAAAAGGAGCAGGGAAAUGAAUAUUUCAAACAGAAGAAGUUCGCUGAUGCUAUUGAGUGCUAUUCCAGAAGUAUUGGGCUGUCUCCUACAGCAGUCACAUUUGCAAAUAGAGCUAUGGCAUAUCUUAAACUAAGAAGGUUCAAGGAGGCAGAGGACGAUUGCACUGAAGCUCUGAAUCUGGAUGAUCGCUAUAUUAAAGCAUACUCACGCCGAAUUACUGCACGAAAAGAACUUGGGAAGCUUAAGGAGGCAAUGGAAGAUGCUGAAUUUGCCAUCAGUCUUGAUCCAAACAAUCCAGAGCUAAGGAAGCAGUAUUCUGAGAUAAAAGCUUUGCACAUGGAGAAAAUGGCUAAAAAGGUUCCAGCACCAGCUAAACGUGCAGUUUCUGGAAUUGCUAAAACUGCUGAUGUCACUUCUCACCCACCGACUAUCUCCCAGAAGGACACUAUCAUGGAAGUUGAUCCGCCUGUUGGAGAUGCAAUGAAGAUCAGAGAGAGUGCAAGCGGCAGGUCUAACGGAGGAUCUGGAGUCAUCAUCAAUGACAAUACCAUACAGCAGACCCAAGGUCGGGAUGCUAACCUGAAGCCUGGGCCAGAAGUUUCAGUUCAAGAUCUUGCAGCUCGUGCUGCUUCACGGUAUAUGGCCAGCACUGUGAAAAGCGUUAAGACGCCAAAAACAGCUUAUGACUUUGAGGUUUCUUGGAGAGCUCUUUCUGAUGACACUGCCCAGCAAAUACAGUUAUUAAAGUCAAUUCCACCAGCAAGCUUACCAGAGAUUUUCAAGAACGCACUUUCUGCACCUUUUCUUAUUGACAUCGUGAAGUGUUCAGCCUCAAUUUUCCGGGAUGAUACGGCAUUAGCUGUCAGUAUUUUGGAGAAUUUGGCUCGAGUUCCACGCUUUGACUUGAUAAUCAUGUGCCUUUCAUCCAUGCACAAAUCUGAACUGAGGAAGAUAUGGGAUCAAGUAUUCCUUGCUGAAAAGGCAUCGGCUGAUGAUCAGAUGGAAGCUCUUAGGCAGCUGCGAGGCAGAUACAUUCCGGGAGGAUGGCAGGAUAGCAUGCUCACUUCGAGUUAAAUUAAAUUAAAUUAAAUCAAUGAUGAUGAUGAUGUAAAGACUGAUGAUUAGAAAACCUUCUGCUGGCUUCCCCACUGAUCUUUUUGCAUCCAUCUGUUCUGGAGUGCUUGUCAAAUGUUAAGCCCAUGGGAUUUAGCGAACUUGAAGCAUUUAGUGUAGGAACAUGUGACGGCUGCAAGCCUGCAAAUGGUUGUGAUAUUCUUGCUGAGAUGAAAGGGUCGUUGUGUUGUGCCUGCUGCUACUGUAACCUGGCCUUGUGCUCCUCCUUCCACAUUGUAUGCUGGUUUGCCGGAUUCCUGACGCUGGCACAUUGUACACUAACUCCAAGCCCAGAUGUUUGUACUA
Messenger RNA from Sorghum bicolor (sorghum), 1956 nucleotides. RefSeq names its product RNA polymerase II-associated protein 3. Gene Ontology annotation, molecular function: protein binding. The record is from RefSeq and is a predicted model, not a curated record. The coding region runs from base 418 to 1611 and encodes 397 amino acids. The transcript has 11 exons. NCBI's taxonomy places the organism in Eukaryota, Viridiplantae, Streptophyta, Magnoliopsida, Poales, Poaceae.